This is a messenger RNA of Tripterygium wilfordii, 730 nucleotides long. Its product is annotated as eukaryotic initiation factor 4A-8-like. The transcript is spliced from 4 exons. The record is from RefSeq and is a predicted model, not a curated record. Gene Ontology annotation, molecular function: RNA helicase activity; RNA binding; ATP binding. The coding region runs from base 5 to 715 and encodes 236 amino acids. NCBI's taxonomy places the organism in Eukaryota, Viridiplantae, Streptophyta, Magnoliopsida, Celastrales, Celastraceae.
UUCAAUGUCAGUCAUGGCAGGAUUGGCAAAGGAUGGAUCACAAUUUGAUAGCAGAAUGAAGGAACCUCUCGCAUGUGAUGGACAAGAUUUCAUCACCUCUAAUGAUGUGGUCAAAUCUAAUAAUGUGAACUAUUUUGACAUCAUGGAGCUUUUAAGGGACACCUUGGGUGAUAGGGUUCAUGAGCUAGCUUCUAAAUCCCAGCAAAGAGAAAUUGCUUCAUUCUGCGACAGUCUUUAUGAUAUUCAGCGGGGCCAAUCUGGAACCGAGAAAACUGCGACUUUAUGCUCGGGCAUUUUGCGGAUUCUUGAUUAUGGUUUGGUUCAAUGCCAAGUCUUGGUUUUGGCACACACCAGAGAAGUCGCACGACAGAUUGAAGAAGUAAUGCGGGAAGAAAAAUAUUUUCCUGUUGUUAAGGUUCGUGCUUGCGUUGGUGGUACAAGUGUUAGGAAGGAUCAAUGCAUUCUUCAAGCCGGUAUCCAUGUUGUUGUUGGUACUCCUGGUCGUGUGUUAGACAUGAUGCGUAGGAAGUACCUUCGCCCUGAUUAUAUAAAAAUGUUUUUGUUGGAUGAGGCUGGUGAAAGGCUUUUAACAACAGGUUACGAGGAUCAGGUUGUCGACAUUUACGGGAUGCUACCGUCAGAUAUUUCGCUUGGUUUGUUCUCUGCAAGAAUGACACCCGAGGCUCAUUUGUUUGUUGAUGAUUAUCUCCAGUGAAGAGCUCAUUUGAAG